Messenger RNA from Tripterygium wilfordii, 1205 nucleotides. RefSeq names its product peroxisomal membrane protein 11C. Gene Ontology annotation, biological process: regulation of peroxisome size; peroxisome fission. The transcript is spliced from 8 exons. The record is from RefSeq and is a predicted model, not a curated record. Lineage: Eukaryota; Viridiplantae; Streptophyta; Magnoliopsida; Celastrales; Celastraceae. The coding region runs from base 124 to 831 and encodes 235 amino acids. Gene Ontology annotation, cellular component: peroxisomal membrane.
GGUGGCCAUUAAUCAAUAUCCUCUGGCACUCUCUUCGGUACGCCUUCUCUCUCUAUCUAUAUACAUACUCAAAAUAACGAACCCCAGUUCGUUUAAUUGGUGAUUGGACUUUGAGAUAAAAAGAUGAGUUCACUGGAUGUAGCCAGAGCAGAACUAGCCCUUGCAGUUUUAUAUUUGGAUAAGGCUGAGGCAAGGGACAAGAUAUGCAGGGCAAUACAGUAUGGUUCAAAGUUCUUGAGCAAUGGAGAGCCCGGCACCGCCCAAAAUGUUGACAAAUCAACCAGCCUCGCCCGAAAAGUAUUUCGCCUUUUUAAGUUUGUCAAUGAUUUGCACGCUCUUAUUAGUCCUGUACCUCAGGGAACUCCUCUUCCUCUUGUUUUGCUGGGGAAGUCCAAAAAUGCAUUACUAUCAACUUUCUUAUUUCUCGAUCAAAUUGUCUGGCUUGGUAGAUCUGGCAUCUACAAGAACAAGGAACGUGCUGAGCUCAUUGCCCGCAUAUCUCUUUUCUGUUGGAUGGGUUCCUCAAUUUGUACCACAUUGGUUGAGAUUGGAGAGCUCGGAAGGCUUUCGGCAUCAAAGAAGAAGUUAGGGAAGAACCUUAAAAAUAGUGACAAAAAUCAGAAUGAGGAAUAUCGCGCUAAACUUAAACAAUCAAAUGAGAGGACCCUAGCCCUGGUUAAAGCGGGUAUGGAUAUCGUGGUUGCUGUUGGGUUGCUUCAACUGGUACCCAAGAAAGUUACCCCACGUUUAACUGGAGCCGUUGGGUUUGUUAGCUCACUAAUCUCCUGUUACCAGUUACUUCCAUCGCCUCCGAAGUCUAAGACAGUCUGAAGGGAGAAGCCCUGUUCAGCUCGACAACAUUAAAUGUGGACAUUGUUCCAAUUAUUAAAGGUGCACUUGUUUUGGCUGUCUCAUGGUGAAAAUUCCAUAUUUAGUACCUUUGCAACAUCUGCAUACUACAGUAAUAAAUAUAGAAUCGUAUGAGCUUGGUCGACAUGACUUUUUUUGUCGAUUUGCUUGAAUUAUCUGUGUUCGUAAAUGGUUUGCUGUGAACAUGUAUAUGCGUAGUGGGAGACUAAAGAGUUUAAGCAUUGUUACUUAGGGUGGAUAGGGGGCAUGCGUGUAUAAACAUCUUCUUCACAGCCUUAUUACUGUUGCAGAAGUCGAAACUGAUAUUUGAACCUAUAAAACUCAUCCAUCAACUA